CAUCGUUGUUGUUUUCAACAUGUUGGAAAGUAAAAUACACUGAGAUUUACUGUAUCGGCUCAACACUUAUACCAACAAAACAGGACUUUUGUAUACAUUCACCGUUUUAAGUCAAUCUAAACUGGCCAUGACUACUCGUGGGUACGUUAUGAUGAGCUAUCAAUGGGAUGAUCAACCAAUGGUGAAGAAAAUCGCUGAUCGUUUGAAACAACAUGGGUAUAACGUAUGGAUAGACAUUGAGAAAAUGCAUGGGUUCAUCUUCGACACAAUGGCUGACGCAGUAAAGAACGCUGAUGUGGUCCUCGCCUGCUUUUCAGAAAAAUAUCAACAAAGCGACAAUUGCAAAUCAGAAGGAAACUGUAUGCGCCAAUUCCGCAAAGAGUUUAUACCCAUUAAAAUGGAGGCUGGCUAUUCACCCGAUGGCUGGGUUGCUACUAUUUUCGGUGGCCAUCUAUAUGUUGAUUUCUCACAGGCUACAGACCCCAUAAUAUUCGAAACUAAGAUAUAUGAGUUGUUACAACAGCUCGGUUUAAAAUCAGUUUUUCGGGAUAUUGAGGCUGUUUCUAUGCCAAAUGUGUCAAGUCCAAUCGCAUCGGCCACUGAAUCGUCUAUUCAACCCAAGCUUCUAAGCAAGCAAGAUAAUUGUCCCUUGAAUGAAGUUGUGUUCCGAGACCUGGGGGAAGAAUUGGGUAACGACUGGCGAAGAUUAGCCACUUUCCUUGGUGUUCCGUACGUAAAACAGGAGAAAAUCUCUGCAAAACAUCCAGGCGACAUGGAAGAGCAGACAAUAGCGAUGUUGCUCGAGUGGAAGAAGGCAACAAAACGUGGGGACAACAGAGUAGAUAUUUUAAGCACAGCUUUAAAUAAAGCAGGAAGAAUAGACCUUGCUGAACUUGUCGAAGAAUUAGGAGGAACCUAAAUGAACUUACUUAAUGUAAUCAACUUAUAUAGCGCAUAAUGUAAAAUAACUCUAUGCGCUUUAAAGCAAGGAGUGGGAUAUAUUAUUUAAAAUUUCACCUAAUAAAUAAAUAAAUUUCAGUGUUUUAGUGUUAAUAAUUUCAGAGUCCCUCAGAUUAGUAAAGGUAUAGGCCAUUCUACCUUUUUAAACAGCAAUAACAGUGUGGAAUGGCCUUCUCAACAGUAUUCAAGAAAUAAAUGAUGUUAAUAAUUUAAACUUAAUAUUAAGGAACAUUUUAAACGUUAUCCAAAUGUAUUUGCUUAAGCUGUUUUAUGGUAACAUCUUUAUCAUUUUAAUCUUUAAAAAAAAACAAAAAAACCUCUAACUCUUUUCAAUUUAUAAAGUAUUUAAAAUGUUUGCUUAAGCUGUUUUUAUUUUUUUUGACAUUUUAAUAUUAAAAAUAAACUUGUAACUCUUUUCAAUUUAUAAAAUCUUAAACAUGUUUAACUUGUUUAAUUCUGUUAAUCUUAAAGCUUUUAAAGUUUAAACUUGUCGAACUUUUUUAUGGAUUUAUUCUUUCUAAUUGAAUUUUUACACUCCUUUGCAAUGUUUUUAUAGUUUUUUAUCCUGCUGUUUUUUACUUCAGUGUUUUGUAUUCACUUGUAAAUGUAAGGAUCCCAACGGAAAUAAGGUUUCUUUUAACCUUUCUUGGGUCAACCUUAGUAUCUUGUCUUUGUCUUCCCUGUUUCUGUUUGCUUUGUAUUUUUUGUAUGUAAUGGUACUGAACAAGAUCAAUCAAUCACAUAAAUAUCAACAUUUAUUAUUAUUAUAUAUACAUAUAUAUAUUAUAUAUA
Molecule: messenger RNA, 1752 nt
Organism: Anneissia japonica
Lineage: Eukaryota; Metazoa; Echinodermata; Crinoidea; Comatulida; Comatulidae
Product: p53-induced death domain-containing protein 1-like
Exons: 6
Coding region: 128-919 (263 amino acids)
Biological process (GO): signal transduction
Molecular function (GO): protein binding
Source: RefSeq, a predicted model, not a curated record